Pelecanus crispus (Dalmatian pelican) is the source of this 270-nucleotide messenger RNA. NCBI's taxonomy places the organism in Eukaryota, Metazoa, Chordata, Aves, Pelecaniformes, Pelecanidae. The record is from RefSeq and is a predicted model, not a curated record.
GUGAUACUGGCCAAGGAGCAAGAACAUGGAUAAAACAAAUUUUGAAUCAAGACAUGGCUUUCCAGCAUAUAAAAGUAAUUUACCCAACAGCUCCUGCCAGGCCUUAUACACCUAUGAAAGGAGCCUUUUCCAAUGUGUGGUUUGACAGACAUAAGAUCUCUAAUGAUUGUCCAGAACACAUUGAAAGUAUUGAUUCUAUGUGCCAGGUUCUUACAGACUUGAUCAACGAUGAGAUUAAAAAUGGCAUUGCAAAGAACAGGAUACUAAUAG